CCCCUCGGAGAGGCGCGCCCGACAGCAGAGCCCUAGCCGCCCAGCUCGCCCGCCAACCACAAUGCUCGGGAGCAAGCGCCUGGGACUGUCGGGACUGACCCUCGCCCUGUCCCUGCUUGUGUGCCUGGGUGCGCUGGCCGAGGCGUACCCCUCCAAGCCGGACAACCCGGGCGAGGACGCGCCGGCAGAGGACAUGGCCAGAUACUACUCGGCGCUGCGACACUACAUCAACCUCAUCACCAGGCAGAGAUAUGGGAAGCGAUCCAGCCCCGAGACACUGAUUUCAGACCUCCUGAUGAGAGAAAACACAGAAAAUGUUCCCAGAACCAGGCUUGAAGACCCUUCCAUGUGGUGAUGGGAAACGAAAUGUACUCUCCAGCGCUCUCCUAUUUUCAGCCCACGUUUCGUCCCGUAAAACAAGAGUCUGCCCAUCCGACCAGUGCAUGCCGCCGUCCUGCAGUCUUCUCCAUUGUUCUCACUGUAUAUAUGUGCGUUUCAAUAAA
This is a messenger RNA of Lepus europaeus (European hare), 503 nucleotides long. It is a transcript of the gene NPY, whose product is annotated as neuropeptide Y. Gene Ontology annotation, molecular function: neuropeptide hormone activity; neuropeptide Y receptor binding. Bases 62 to 355 code for a protein of 97 amino acids. NCBI's taxonomy places the organism in Eukaryota, Metazoa, Chordata, Mammalia, Lagomorpha, Leporidae. The record is from RefSeq and is a predicted model, not a curated record. Gene Ontology annotation, biological process: neuropeptide signaling pathway; feeding behavior. The transcript has 4 exons. Gene Ontology annotation, cellular component: extracellular region.